AUGGGUUCUCUCCCUUCUCCCGAGUACGACGCGAUCAUCGUGGGUGCUGGCUUUGCCGGAUGUUACGCCCUUGACCAGCUGCGCAAAGCCGGCUUCAAGACGCUCGUUCUUGAUGACGCGGCCGAUCUAGGCGGUGUCUGGUACUGGAAUUGCUAUGCCGGAGCUCGUGUCGACACGCCAGUUCCUCUGUACGAGUUCUCAGAGGAGGAAAUCUGGAGACCGUGGACUUGGUCCGAGAAGUAUCCAGGUCGCGAUGAGAUCCGCAACUACUUCAACCACGUCGAAUCCAAGCUCCAUCUUAAGAAGGAUGUGCGAUUCAAUACUCGAGUCGUCAGUGCUGAAUUCGACCAAAGCGAGAACCAGUGGACCAUUGUUACCAAGGGCCAGACUGUGUUUAGAUCUCGAUACUUCAUCCUUUGCACCGGAUUUGCGGCGAAGCCGAACAUUCCGGACAUCAAGGGGUUGGAUUCGUUCGCCGGCAUAUGCUGCCACACCUCCAAGUGGCCUCAGGGAGGCAUUGACUUCAAGGGCAAACGAGUUGGCAUCGUCGGAAACGGCUCCAGUGGACUUCAGGUCAUCCAGGAGAUUGCUCCUGAGGUUGAACAUCUGACAGUCUUCCAACGCAGCCCUACUUAUGCCCUUCCAAUGCACCAAACGCCUCUUUCCGAAGAAGACCAGAAAAAUGAGACCUACCAGGCUCUUUACGAUCUUCGUAAGAAGACCUUCGCAGGCCUCGACUUCGAAUUCAACCCCGCGAUCUGUGCUGAUGCUACGGCGGAUGAACGGCAGGCAUUCUUCGAGAAGAUUUGGGCCAAGGGUGGACUUUCGUUUUGGCUCGGCACCUACCAAGAUGUCAUCAGAAACAAGGAAGCAAACCAGCAUGCGUAUGAGUUCUGGCGCAGCAAGGUUUUGGAGAGGGUGCACAAGCCAGAGAUGCAAGACCUGCUGGCGCCAGCAAAGCCGCCGUACUAUUUUGGAACCAAACGGGCUACCCUUGAACAGCGGUACUACGAAGUCUACAAUCGCGACAAUGCCACCUUGAUUGACACCAAGACAAACCCCAUCGCCGAGGUUGUUCCGGACGGCGUCUUCACUGCUGAUGGAGAGCUCCGCAAGUUUGACGUCCUCAUCCUCGCAACUGGUUUCGACUCGGUGACUGGAGGCAUUCUCGCCAUCGACAUUAAGGGCACGAAGGGGCAAUCUUUGAAGGAGAAAUGGGCCAAGGGCACUACCACUCAUCUCGGGAUGAUGACAUCGGAAUUUCCAAACGCCUUCUUCAUCUACGGGCCGCAAGGGCCUACGUCUUUCUGCAAUGGGCCUACUUGCGCAGAGCUCCAGGGCAAUUGGAUUCGGGAUACGUUGGUUUUCCUGCGCGAGCACGGCAAGACUUGUAUCGAACCUAAUCAGGAGGCUGAACAAGCUUGGAGACAACUUGUUAACAACAUUGGAGACGCCACCCUCUUGCCACAGACCCAGUCUGAGUACAUGGGUACCAACAUCCCCGGAAAACCCAAAGAAAUGCUCAAUUUCUUGGGCGGAUUGGUUGAGUACACCCGACACAUUACUGAGUCGCAAACCAAUGAUCUGAGGGAUUUCAAGCUUCAGUAA
Molecule: messenger RNA, 1608 nt
Organism: Colletotrichum chrysophilum
Lineage: Eukaryota; Fungi; Ascomycota; Sordariomycetes; Glomerellales; Glomerellaceae
Exons: 2
Coding region: 1-1608 (535 amino acids)
Molecular function (GO): flavin adenine dinucleotide binding; NADP binding; N,N-dimethylaniline monooxygenase activity
Source: RefSeq, a predicted model, not a curated record